Scophthalmus maximus (turbot) is the source of this 2517-nucleotide messenger RNA. Its product is annotated as segment polarity protein dishevelled homolog DVL-3. The transcript is spliced from 16 exons. The record is from RefSeq and is a predicted model, not a curated record. Gene Ontology annotation, molecular function: frizzled binding. Gene Ontology annotation, biological process: intracellular signal transduction; canonical Wnt signaling pathway. The coding region runs from base 347 to 2260 and encodes 637 amino acids. Lineage: Eukaryota; Metazoa; Chordata; Actinopteri; Pleuronectiformes; Scophthalmidae. Gene Ontology annotation, cellular component: cytosol.
CAGUUUCCGGAAAACACCGCAAGUCUCGUGUGUCUGCCUUCAAAAUAAAAGUGGUCAAAUGACGUAGCCACGAUCCUCCAACGUCACAGGUUUCGGAUCCUGUGUCGCGUCUUCAGGUGCAUCACGCUGCGUCACGCUAUGUCACGGUGAGUGUGGAACCUCUGCGGAAGCUGCACGUGUCCUCUUCCUCUGAAGGGCACGCCGGAAAUGUGGUCCCUUAUUGUGUUGGACUUGACGGCGUGACAUCCGGUAGAGACGGAGCAACACGGACAUCUGGACUUGGUCGGUCCACAGACAGUCGGCCCCCCUCCUUCCCCGGGCCGGACCGGGUCUGAUAGGGGACAGCAUGGCGGAGGGGACCCGGGUCAUCUACCACCUGGAGGACCAGGAGACCCCGUACCUGAUCCGGAUCAACGUGCCCGCGCAGCGCGUCACCCUGGCGGACUUCAAACAGGUCCUGAACAAACCGAACGUGAAAUUCUUCUUCAAGUCCGAGGACGACGACUUCGGGGUGGUGAAAGAGGAGAUCAAUGAUGAUGACGUCAGGCUGCCCUGUGUGAACGGACGAGUCGUGUGCUGGGUCGUGUCCUCCGACGCCUGUCAGUCAGAUGUCCAGUCGGUGACCACGCCCCCCGACCUGGCCCCGCCCCCCACAGAGAGGCCAGGUGGAAUUGGAGACUCCAGACCUCCGUCGUUCCACGCUGCAGCCUGCGGAGGCCACGCCCCCUCUCGGGCGUCAGAAAGGAGAGAGAGAGACGCCAGCCACCGAGGUGAACAUCUGAAUGGCCACGCCCAGCCACCAGCUGAUCAGAAUGGGGCGGGGCCAACAGGUGGAGGUGACAGCUCGUCGACUCGACAGAGCAGCGAGUUGGAGACGACCAGUUUCUGCUCAUCUGAGGAAGACUCAGGAGGAAGGUUCAGCCAGUCGACGGAGCCGAGCAUCUCCUCGCCACGACUCGUCAGGCGCCAACGCCGCCGCCACCGGAAACCCAAGAGCCAGCAGAUGGAGAGGUCUGUGUCCCUCAGCAGUGUCACUGACUCCACCAUGUCUCUCAACAUCGUCUCUGUCUCUCUGAACAUGGAGAGGUAUAACUUCCUGGGGAUCAGUAUCGUUGGUCAGAGUAACGACAGAGGAGAUGGAGGAAUUUAUAUCGGCUCCAUCAUGAAGGGAGGAGCAGUGGCAGCAGACGGACGCAUCGAGCCUGGAGACAUGUUACUGCAGGUGAACGACGUCAACUUUGAAAACAUGAGUAAUGACGACGCUGUACGAGUCCUGAGAGACGUCGUCCACAAACCAGGUGACGUGACGUUGACCGUGGCGAAGUGUUGGGAUCCGAACCCUCGGAGUUGCUUUACGUUGACGAGAAGUGAACCGGUGCGUCCCAUCGACCCCGCCGCCUGGGUGUCUCACACCGCCGCCAUGACAGGCAGCCUCCUCCCACACUACGGUGUCCAAGAGUACCGCCCCCUCACCAUCCACAGUGACAUAUCAGCUAUUGUCCGGGCGAUGGCCAAUCCCGAGUCAGGCCUGGAGGUUCGGGACAGGAUGUGGUUAAAGAUCACGAUCCCCAACGCCUUCAUCGUUCACAUCAUGAAGCCAAAUCCUCCUGAUCGCCCCCUGGUGUCUGGCUGCAGUACAGGUUCGGACGUGGUCGACUGGCUCCACCGCAGCGUUGACGGUUUCUCCGACCGCCGCGAUGCCCGAAAGUUUGCAGGGAACCUUCUGAGGGACGGACACAUCCGCCACACGGUCAACAAGGUCACGUUCUCCGAGCAGUGCUACUACGUGUUCGCAGACGUGUGUGGAGGUGUGGGAGUGAUGUCGCUGCUCGAUCAUGAGGGAGGAGGAUCAGACUCUGAGCCCCAGUGGCCCCCAUCCUUCCCCUACCAGUACCCUGUCCCCGUCCCCGUCCCCGUCCCCGUCCCCCUCCGGCAGCUGCCGCCCCGGGCAGGAGGAGGAGGAGGAGGAGGAAGAGGAAGUCAGCACAGUGAAGGAAGUCGCAGCAGCGAAUCAAACUGUAGCGAUGGUCCAAAGGUGGAAGGAGGAGGAGCCGGCCAAUCAGAGACUACCAAACACCUUGCGACGGAGUCGCCCGCUUGCGACAACACCCGGCAACCCCCGACUUCCAUCACUGGUCUCCAUAGUAACAUAGACUUAAAGGACUCGCCGCCGUCUGAGGACACUGAGACCGCCGGCUCCAGACAGUCCUUCCGCCUGGCCCUGGGAAACCCCAGUGAUUUCUUUGUGGAUGUCAUGUGACCCCCCCAAGGUGGUGAUGAUGUCCUGUCAGGUGAUGUCAGAGGGGGAGGAGCGUUUAUAGAUGAGAUCAUCAGAUGUAGAUUUAUUUAUGUUGUGACAAUCAAUAACUCUAAUGAUGAUGAUGAUGAUGAUGAUGGGGGGGUGGGUUGCGUCUGGAACAGACUGAACCGUGUCUGACAUCAUCACACUGAGUCGGUUGUUCACUGAUUGAUCACGUUUCAUCAAGACAUUAUCAAUAAAUACAGAAAUGACAUCAA